AUGGUAGCGCGCGGCAAGAGGAGCGACGCAGCGGUCGAGAAUAGACGACGUCAGCUUCAGUUCAAACACGGCCUGAAGGACACGGGCAACAAGCUGCACGACCUCGCGUAUAUCGAGGACCACCCGUCGGAGAAUUCGUCGGGCGCCAUCGAGGAGGCGAAGAAGGAGGUCUUAGAUCAGAUCAUAGACCUCGAGCGUACGAGGCAGGAGAUCUCAGAGCGCAAGGAGUUCGCAGCCCGAAUGAGUCAGACCGUCGACGAGAUGCGGAGGCUGGAGAACGAGAAUCAGAGGCUUCAGCAACAAGUAGCAGGAGGCCUCGCGGCGAUCCCGCAGGCGAUCGAGCGCAUGGGCGAGCAGAUCCGAGGAGCUACGCACGCGGGAGGAGCCGCACCAGGUCUCGUCGACACGAAGGGGAUCGGCAAGCCCACGACGCUAGGCGACGAUCAGGAGAAGUUCGGAGCUUGGAACCGCAAGAUGGAGAACUACGUGAUAGGCGUGUACGGAGAGAGCUUCCGUCCUGUUCUCCGGUGGGCGGCAGAAGCCGAACGCCCCGUGACGAUCGAAGGGGCACAGGAGGCGCACGGAGGAGUACCAGAGCUGGAGACCAAGAUCAACCAGCUGUACGCGGCGCUGAUCAGCACGACGGCGGACGGCAGCGAGAGCAACGACCUCGUGACGGGCGCACCAGACGGGAACGGUCUCGAGGCCUGGCGGAAGCUUCACCGCAGGUGGGACCCGACGACAGGUCCGAGGAAGAGGCUGAUCCUGAGGUCGAUCAUCUCGCCUCCGAAGUGCAACGCGGAAGAGCUGGGGUCCGCCUUAGAGAAGUGGAUCCAGCAGAUAGGCAAGUACGAACGCCGCCAAGGAGAAGACGGGCUGGCCGAGUUGCCGGAGGAUAUCAAGAUGGCGGCCCUCGAGAUGCUCGUGCCUCAGGACAUCGAGAACCACCUCGUACUCAACAAGCAUCGGCUCGUGACGUUCCAGGACAGCCUGAACGAGGUAAUGACGAUCGUAGAGGCUCGAACCGGCGUGAAGAUCAAGGCGGCAGGCAGCCUGGAGGAGGAGCCUGAAGCGGAGGUCGCCGCUCUGGACAUGGGCAGCUUGGACUGCCUGGAGCUCGCCAGCGGCAACGGCCGCGGCGUAGCGGCGGACGACCUCUCCCCCUUCGUGCAGGACGACUGGAUGAAGUUCAACUGGGACAGCGGUGCAGCUGUCUCAGCAUUCCCUCGGAGCUUCGCGCCGCCGACGGGAAUGAAGGGCAACGGCAGCACGUAUCGCACGGCCAGUGGUGAGCUCGUCCCGGACGAGGGCAGCUUGCAGCUCAAGGCGGAGGACGAGUACGGAGUGCUACGAGCACUCAAGGGACGCGUGACGAACGUGCACAAGCCGUUGAUCUCGGUGGGGCAGGCAGCAGGAGCUGGACAGCGUUCAUUCCUGGGUCGCAAUGGCGGCUGGAUAUUCCACGAGAAGAGCCCAAUCGGCAAGCGCGUGGUAGGCAUGCUCGAGAAGGAGGCGAAGGCGGCGAAGCACCAGAUGCUGCCGGUCUAUCGCGAGCAGGGCGUCUACAACUUCUACCUCAAGAAGGGCCAACAUGGCUCGGUUGCUCCUCUCGAGGAGGGACUUUCGGCGAAGUCGAAGUCCGAGCUGGUGGAGCUCCUCAGCGGCAAGUCGAAGGAGGAGCUGCUGGAGAUCUUCGAGAGGACAGCACCUCAUGAGCCCUCUCAGAAGGAGAUCGCCGAGCACGAGGCGAUGGGACACGCGACUUACCGCAGCUGGUGUCGCGUGUGUAUUGCGGCAAAGGGCCAAGGCCAGCCGCAUCUCCGCGCACCGGAGGACGACGAGUCGGCGGUGCCGGUGGUCUCGUCCGACUACGCCUUCAUGGGCCAGGACGACGCGGACACCAUGCCGAUGCUGGUCCUUAGGGAUCGACGCUCGAAGAUGAUGGCAGCGACAUUCGUGGAGAAGAAGGGCGACGACGCCUACGCCAUCAAGUUCUUCGCGCGCUUCUUACGGAUCCUGGGCUACAGGAAGAUCGUCAACAAGUCCGACGGCGAGCCAGCGAUCCCGCUGGUCAAGAGGCGUGCGGUGGAGGAGGUUCCUGGCCUCGAGGCCAUUCCCCAGGAGUCGGCACCGGCCGAUCAUCAGGCCAAUGGGGAGAUCGAGGUCACGGUGCGCGAGAUCAAGAAGCAGGUGCGAGCGCUCAAGAUGGACCUGGAGUCCAAGCUGGGCGUCAAGGUGGAGGACAAGCACCCAGUGCUAGCGCUCCUGCCGGAGCACGCCGCAUCGGUGAUCAACCGAUGCAGGCGCGGCCAGGACGGCAAGACCGCUCUUCAGCGGCUCACGGGACGGCAGUGGAGGAAGCCGGUCCCGCUCUUCGGUGAGCGCCUGAUGGUGCGGUUCGCCGGGGAGCGCGCGAGGAAGAACGCGCUGGAGGAGCAGAUGGUGGAGGCUCGCUACAUCGGCCACCACCCGCGCGACGGCUCGAUGAUGGUCAUCACGAGCGACGGUGUGAAGAAGGCGGUCGGCUUUCGCAGCCUGCCGCAGGGCGAGAAAUGGAUCACGGCGGGCUGGGACAGCCUGAAGGGCCCGCCGUGGGACGUGGCUCCGCGUGCGGCCAGUGCGCCGCGAGCCAUCGUCGGACCGGGAGAGGCCGGUCCGCCACCGAUUGUGGCGGCGCCGCCGCAGCCGCAGGCGCCGAGGAGGAUGUACGUUCUCAAGGCGGACGUCGAGCGGCUGGGCGCAACGCCGGGAUGCCCAGGGUGCGUCUCGAUCGCCAAGCACGGCAAGGUGCUGGCUGGCCAAGCGCACAACGCGGUGUGCAGCAAGAGAAUCUUCGAAGCGCUGGACGCUGAGGAGGCAGGCCGGGAGAGGACCGGCCAGUAUCGAGAGCGGAGGCAGGGCCAAGAGGCCAGAGUCCGACCGGCGGCAGCGGCCGCGGCAGGGACCCCUCCGCCGAAGACGGCUCGGAGGAUCACCGAGCCGGUGGCAGCGGCGGCGUCGGCGCCGGCCGCGAGCCGAUCGGCAGCUGCGCCAGCCGCAGCGGCGCGCAUGCGAGAGAGCCAGCCGGUAGCAUCAGGCUCCGGCGUGGCGGCUCCUUCAGGAGGAGCGAGCUCCAGUUCGGGAGCAGUGAGAGCGGCAGAGGCCGCCGAGGAUGUCGACAUGACUGCGACCAGGUCGCGGCUGAAGCGCUUGGCGGAGGUGGCCCCGGAUGACGUGCCGGAGGCCCUCGAGCGCGGUGAUCCACAGCCGGCAGACGUGCCGGUACCGGUGGACAUGGAGGAUCUCGCGGCGCAGCCGCUGGUCGAGCUCGGAGUGCUGACGAGAGCGAAGGCGGAGUUGCUCCCGCUCGUUCGCGAACAGGUCAGCGGCCAUUGGGCCGGCGUCGGCGUGGACAUCGCCGACGAAGAGGUGGACAGCAUCGCCUUAUCGGCGUUGCAGCUGGGCGCCGUGGACGUGGCAGAGGUGUACUCGCCACAUCGGUUCUCGGCUCGGGCGGCGGAGUUUCAGCUGCGCCCGGGCUUCGCGGCGGACCUGGAGGAACUCAAGGAGGACGGGACGCCGUGGGACUUGCGGCGACCCGAGGACAUCAAGGAGCUCGAGGAGCUGCAGGAGCGGAUGGAUCCCAUCCUGCUUACGGGGUCCCCUCCAUGCGAGAAGUUCAGCUUGCAGAGGGGCCUGAGCGCCAAGUUCAGGACCGAUGAGCAGGAGGCGGCUGAGAUGGAGGAGGCCAGACACCACCUGAAGGUGGCAGUCGACGCCUACUGGCGUCUGCUCAGGAAGCCAGGCAGGUACUUCCUGCAUGAGCAUCCCUGGAGCGCGCGAUCGUGGAAUGAGGACAUCGUCAAGGAGCUGGUCGCGCUUCCAGGAGUCUUCACGGUCAAAGGCCCCAUGUGUCGGUGGGGCAUGAAGCUCACGAACCCACGCAGUGGCCAGGAGGAGUUCGUGCGCAAGGAGACCGGGUGGGUCACCAACCACCCAGGCUUAGCCCGGAGACUGCAGGGCACUUGCAGCAAUGUGGACGGACGCGCGGAGUGGCAUCGCCACAUCACGCUCGUGGGCGGCAUCGCGCGGUUUGCGAAGGUCUAUCCACCGAAGUGGGUGGAGGCGGUGCUGGAGGAGCUCAAGGACACGCUGAAUGACGUGGGGGAGCUCAGCACCGCCCAGGUGCAGCAGUCGGGCCCAGUCCCUGUGGACGCGGCGGUGCCGCCCGGGGACUGGACGAGCUACUGGGACGACGUCAAUGGCGGCUACCUGGAGGCGGCCCUUGUGGCCCAGGCUCGCGCGGUCGAGCGCGAGUGGGUCAAGAAGCAGGAGCUGAUCGAGAUCGUCCCGAGGAGCAGGCUCGUCGUGAAGGAGAUCAAGGCGAAGAAGCGCCCUGACGAGCAGCUGGAGGUGUCCGAGGUCUUCUCGGCAAUGCCUCCUCUGGAGGCCAUGCGGUCGCUGGUCUCGCUGAUGGUCACGUGGACGCGGGAAGCACCGCUCCACAUUCAGGAGUCGCUUCGCAAGAAGGGCAGGAAGCCGGGCAACUUCAAGACCGGCUUCUUCGACAUCAGCAGGGCGCACUUCAACGGGAAGGCGCAGCGAAGGAUCUUCGUGGAGCUGGAGGAGGAGAGUCGCAAGGAGUACGGCGAGGACAAGUGUGGCUUACUCCUCAAGUCCUGGUACGGCACGCAGGACGCCAGCAAGAUCUGGCAGGGCGACUACACGGAGCUGCUGGAGGAGCACGGCUACAAGGCGGGCGUAUCGUGCCCAGCGGUCUUCUACAAGGAGGAGGACGAGACGAGGCUGCUGGGGCACGGCGACGACUUCGCGGUGCUGGCUCAGCAGCAGGAUAUCGACAGCUUCGAGGCCACGUUGGGCAAGAAGUACGAGUUCAAGAAGACUGCGAACCUCGGCUUCGACGAGGGCGACGACAAGCAGGCGGUCUUCCUGAAUCGGGUCAUCGAAGUCAGUGCGGGAGUUCCGCCUGGCGGUGGCCGGCCCUGCCGGCAUGCGAUGAUUGAGCCGGACAAGCGGCACGCAGAGAUCGUGAUCGACGAGCUGGGUCUCAGCAAGGCCAACGGCGUGGACAUGCCGAUGGAGAAGCGCAGCGCCGACAAGCAGAUGAUGGACGCGAAGUCAGCGGCGCUGGGAACGGCGGAAGCUUCGCGCUUCCGAUCCCUCACCAUGAGGGUAGCCUACCUGUCUCAGGACAGGCUGGACUUGGCAGAGGCAUCGAAGACGCUCGCCAGGUCCAUGCAGACGCCGACGGAGGCGAGUUGGCUCAUGCUCAAGAGGGUCGGCCGCUACCUUAAGCGGCAUCCCAGUACGGUGACGGUCUUCACGGAGCAGAAGAUGUUCGACAAGAUCCGGGUGUACGUGGACUCCGAUCAUGCGGGCUGUGCAGUCACUCGGAAAAGUACGGGAGGCUUCGUGGCGAUGCUGGGGCAUCACGUCAUCAAGCACGGCAGCAAUCUGCAGUCGACGGUCUCUCUGAGCAGUGGGGAGAGCGAGUACUACGCCCUGGUCAAGGGCGGGAGCGUGGGCCUGGGUCUACACAGCCUCUUCGCUGACUGGGGGCUGGACCUGAAGGUGGAGCUCGCCUCAGACUCAUCGGCGGCCCGGGGCCACGUCCAACGGCGAGGUCUCGGGAAGAUGCGACAUGUUCAAUCCCGAUACCUGUGGAUCCAGGAGCGCGCGGGCAAGGGCGACCUCUCGAUCGCCGCGGUUCCUGGUAAGAACAAUGUCGCGGACGUGCUGACCAAGAGCGUGGGGGUGGCGAGUGCCGCAACGCUUGUGAGCAACACGGGCUACGGGAGCACGAUCGCUUGUGAGCGCAAGGAUUCCCUGCGAACUGCGAACCCCGCGCUGUGGGCAGCACGGCCACUGCGAGCUGGCACAUCUUUACCCACGGGCACCCCAACGCCCGCGAACAGGGCUGUUUUCCCGAACACCACGGCGUCCACGAUCACCAGACUGCCCGCGGGCACCACGCUUCAUGUUAGCACCGCGGCCCCCUUUUCAGCAGUACGGAGCCUGCAGGCCGUCGGCCUUCGCUUCAAGGUCAGCAUGCGCCUGCUGUGGGUCGCGAGGCCGCUUUGCACCCGCGCGUACGGCGCCGCGGAGAUGGAGGCGGGGCUGCGCGCGUGGCGGCGCUUGCGGGAG
Molecule: messenger RNA, 6144 nt
Organism: Prorocentrum cordatum
Lineage: Eukaryota; Dinophyceae; Prorocentrales; Prorocentraceae
Source: the annotation of a GenBank genome assembly